Messenger RNA from Haliotis rubra (blacklip abalone), 2266 nucleotides. Its product is annotated as tetraspanin-15-like. The transcript has 8 exons. The coding region runs from base 9 to 881 and encodes 290 amino acids. The record is from RefSeq and is a predicted model, not a curated record. Lineage: Eukaryota; Metazoa; Mollusca; Gastropoda; Lepetellida; Haliotidae. Gene Ontology annotation, cellular component: membrane.
CGAACACAAUGGCGGCAGGGUCUGAAGGCAUGGAGCGAAUGCUCCCGGAAUUACGGCCGAACAGAAAGCACCCGAGGAGAUCUAUGUGUGCCUGCACCGCAUAUAGCUGCAACAAACUUCUGUUGUUUCUCUACACCUUAGUUUUCGUGUGUGUUGGGAUCAUCUUGUUGGGUAUCGGGAUUAUCGUUGAAGUUCAUCGACAGGACAUCCAGUCAGUAAACAACCGACUUGCACUUCCUGUAGCUCUCCUGAUCGUGGUUGGGCUUCUCAUUGCCAUCAAUGCUUUCUGUGGUCUUGUUGGAACUGUCACGGAGAACCCGACCUUACUCAAAGUGUUUCUAGUGGGGACCAUCAUUGCCUUCCUCCUUCAAGUUUCCAUCGGAAUAGUGGCAUAUGUGUAUAGAGAGAAAGUCCCCGACAUCCUCAGUGAUGAACUGAUGUUUGGUGUGGAGAAGUAUUCUGAGAACGAUGACAUAGCCCGGGCCAUGAACUUCAUACAGAAAUCAUUCAAAUGUUGCGGCUUCAAGACAUUUGAGGACUACAUAAAUUACAACAAAGACUUCGCCUGUGAUUCGCCUAAACCCAUGGCAUGUGGCGUACCCUAUACCUGCUGUAAAGUAAGGGAGAAUGUCGCUCUACCCAAGACCUGUGGCUACGGAGUCAUGGGGAAUGCUACACUGAGUGACGUCAUCUACACAGAGGGCUGUACUGAUGCCUUCCUCAACUGGCUGGCCAGUCACCUGGACUACGUGGGUGCCACAGCCCUGGGAUGUGCCAUCCCUCAGAUUUUCGGGAUGCUGUUGGCCUACUUCUUCAUCCGCCGCGUCAGCGUCAGCGACCUGAGAGUGUGGUAUCGGGUGGACAACUUCCGCUCCGGCUAAGCCUAAUCCAGCCCCACGUUCAGCUCUAGUCAGCACAGCAUCCACACUGAUGUGCCCAUGUACCUUCACGAAUAAGCCAUAAUCUCAUUCUGUCAUGCUCGAGUUGCACACACGAGCUUCUGCCCUCUGGUGAGGCGUAUCACGUAGUUGUGAGAUGUUAAUGUAUCAGGGUACAUGUGGUACAGAUUGUGUAUCAGAGAGUCAUCAUGGAGAUCCUCCAUCAGAGACCCGUGGCAUCGUUCCUCAAAGCGAUCUUAGUGCUAUGUCAGUGGUAAAUGAAGGGAGUAAUGAUCAUCUUAUUGUGGAGAUUAUGUGGUGGAAUUGAUUAGGUACAAAUAUAACUCAUAGUUGAGAUUAACAUAAAUAAUACAAACAGAUAUAGUUUUUCAGGAUUACAGAAACUCGCUUUACAGUUUCACUUUUUGACUGACUAAGUACGUCAGCUCUCAUCUCAAAUCAGUUUCUAUACAAAUCGCGAUAAGAAAGUAAAACGGGAAGACACAGCUAAUUCAGUACUCUCCGGAAUUCCCAUUCCCGAAUUGUUAAGCCAGCGAUUUGGGUUAGAAUGUAUUUUGAUCGACUUUGCAUUGUUGUCAUGCUGAUCUUGAUAUGGUGAACAUAUCGCUAGGGUAUACUGUCACAUAAUUUAAAGGUUGUCGGAAAAAUGCAACUAUUUUGUUUUUACACAUUGCUUAAUGUACAUUUGUAGAUGAUAUCGGUUACAAAUAUGUGUAUAUUUUGAAAAUAAAUAUCCAGAAAUAUACAAGAAAUAUUGAUGAAAAGUUUAUUCAAUAAAUUAUUUUGUAAAAAUAAUGAGUAAUAUUUUUGCAAAUAAAGUAGGAAUUUAUUCAUAACCUGUACAUUUGCCCUGUAUAUGGACACUCAUCCAGUACGUGGUAAUAUUUCUGUCUUAUGUUAUGCAAUACUCAAUAUAGUUGUUAAGGAUAAUUCAUCACUGUCAGGAAGACCUCACAUCAAGUAUAUAAGUUAAUGUCAGAAAAUACCAACAGUGUAUACAAUGUGCUUGGACACGACGUCACCUUUCUUUACACCAUGUAUUUUGUCAUGACAUGUUUCAUACUGUUAUCAAUCCAUUCAGAUAUUUGAAUGUUUUUUAUCAUGCCUACAAUAUACAGAUUCAUGUCUUAUGAACACUUCAUAAUGGUUUCUCAAGACCGGUUUGAUGUGUAAAACAAUACUCUUGACGGACAACCAUCACAUUCAGAGAUGUACGACAUUCAACUGUGCUCGUAUCAGUCAGUCUAUUUAAUUUACCUAACCUACUAAGUGAUUUAGAUUGUGUAUUUUAGUAAAGCCAGUAUCAGGCAAGCUAGUACAAGAAUGAGAUUAUUUAUUUCACAGAAGCUACUAUGAGUAUCAAUUAG